This is a messenger RNA of Aspergillus ibericus CBS 121593, 1061 nucleotides long. Its product is annotated as short-chain dehydrogenase/reductase. The transcript has 2 exons. The record is from RefSeq and is a predicted model, not a curated record. NCBI's taxonomy places the organism in Eukaryota, Fungi, Ascomycota, Eurotiomycetes, Eurotiales, Aspergillaceae. The coding region runs from base 227 to 1060 and encodes 277 amino acids.
CGCAAGCUUACUCGCCCUACACCUCGAGUGCCCUUUAGGGAUGCAAUUCUACGCAAUAUACCUACCGAGGAUACUCUGCAACGUACGAAAUCGUAGACCUUUGGAAUUACUCAGUACCAAUAUGAAUGACGUCACGUCAAUCUGGGUUUCAAGAUACUCCAUGUGCAUUUCUAUCAUGUUCAUAUUCCAUUUCACAAUCUGCUAUCUAAGCUAGAGCGGUUAACAGAUGGCUUUCGCAAAAAGUGGGUUCGCCCUUGUCACUCCUGCCUCAAAGGGACUUGGUUUCGCCUUUGCACAACAGCUGCUGUCCCACACAGACCUACCUGUUCUUGUGACUGCGCGGAGAGAUGGCGGGGAACUCCGUAACAGGCUACUGAAAGAGACCAGCAAUGAGUCUGACAAGGCUGAAGAGAGAUUAAGGGUCUUCGAAGUUGAUGUGACCGAUGAGACAACCAUACACUCCAUGGCCACACACAUGCGAGAGGAAUAUCCCAAGGCUUCCCUACGCAUUGCAAUCACAGUACCUGGUGUUUUACAUGUUGAAAAGUCUCCGAGUCAGAUUGAUGCGGCCGACGCUUUGCACAGUUUUAAAGUGAAUGCCCUCGGUCCCCUGCUUCUGAUGAAGCAUUUGGCUCCUUUUCUGCCAACCAAGUCAUCAAAUGGAUUUGCGGAUGACUCCCCGCCUACGUCUGGAGAACGCCCAUGGAAGCUCCCACCCCAUGCUAUCUACGCCAUGAUGGCUGCGCGAGUGGGCUCCAUUUCCGAUAACUCGGCUGGAGGCUGGUAUUCGUACCGUGCCAGCAAGGCAUCCGUCUUUCAAUUGGCCAAAACCUUCGAUCUGUAUCUGCGGUCUCGAAGCAGAGACCGAGCAUUCGCAGUAGCAAUGCACCCAGGAACAGUCCAAACGGAUUUCACAAGAGAUUACUGGGAUGGGAGACAUAUGCUGCAGCCAGACGAAUCCGCAGCGAGGCUAUUACGGCACCUAUGCGGGAUGCGAACCGGGGAUUCUGAUGGACGAGGUCGGUGCUGGGAUUGGAAAGGAGAGGAGGUUCUGCCAUGAU